CGGAGUGUCGGAGUCUCGACGCUAAAUCUAACUCCAUCGUUUCGAACAUAUCCCGGCAGAUGCUGGUUUUUCAUGUGUAAACGUAUGCCCCGCCGGCCGUCGAGGUGAAUCGAUAAAAGAGGGCUCGCGCCGGCGAGGAACACCGCCAGUGGAGGCACGCAAGGAUGACGAACGUGUUGAUAAAUCAGAAUUAGGUGGAAAGUGUUGUUAUUAUUACUUAAACCAUAUAGGGUAUAGAUUACAGAGACUGACUUUUAUAAUAACCUUACCAUUAAUACGACUACGAUAAGGAAUAUAAUCUUGACCAAUUACAUAAGAGUACUCGUAGUAUAACACAAUACUACUCGUACUACACAUACUCUAAUACCCUCCCCAAAUUGAUGGUAAUUAAUUACCAACAAUUUGAAGGCCGAAACAAAAACGACACAAAUUACUACGAACAAUGUGACAACAAAAAACAAUGAAAAACAUGAUUGCUCCGCCAAAUAUUCCGAUGUCGAUAAAGACCAUGUCCAAUGCCUCGUGAAACGUCGAUGGUGAUAAGCUGGAGAAAACGAAAGUUCUUGCCAAAGUCGUCAAGUCCGUCGAACCAAGUGCCAACAAAAUAACUGUUCACUCGCCACAAGUCCGCAUAGAAGGAAGCGACAAACCAAGUGACGAUCAAGAAGGAAGAUACUACAUAAGAAUGAGCAGUGACCUGUAAAUUUUGUUGUCACGGAAACAAAACCAUGUAUACUCCGAACAGUAACACAUAUAUCAAGAUACUCCAAACAACAUCAUCGAAACGGAACCAGAACCACGUGCUCCGAACAACAACAUGGCGAUCAGGAUGCUCUGAAUAGCAUCAUCGAAACAGAAAUAAAACCAAAAUUGUUCCGAACAACAUUUAUGAAAUUGAGAUAUUCCGAACAAUAUCUCAAACUAAAAUGUUCCGAACAACACCUUCAAAAUCAAAACCAAAGAGACGAAACCUAUGGUUGUAUACCAAACAGAAACGAACUUGAACAACUCCCAGCAGGAAACCUUUUCAUCUCCACCAUUACCAAACAAUCAAAACAGGAAUACCAAUUAGUCCCAAGAAAUCAAAUUACUUUAUAUCCAACGACCAAAGCAAUUCCAUCCAAAUUGCAAUAUGAACUCACGUGCAACCAUCCAGAUCCAAUAACCAUAUCCAGCUUCCCAAUUUCCAUCAAUCCCCAAAUCCCAAUUUCUAUCAAUCCCCAAUUUCCCAACUCAAUCGAUAGAUCCAUAAAAAUAAUUUUCUAUCAUUUGAUAUCAGAGCCCCGUUACUCACCCUUCCCCUACAUCACAAUCCACCUCACACUACCCUCCAUCCACCACUCACAAGUCCAACUCCCAAAGCCUAGAACACAACAAUCACACAUCUCCACUAAGGGAUUACUGUCCACAAGGAAAAUGAAUUAUUAUUCCUUAUUUUUUUGCACCAGCAGAGCGUUCUUGGUAGGGAAUUGUUUAUUGUAAGCAAAGGCCUUCCACAACGCGACCUCAUCUCCGCAUCAAGCUUUUGGAGUCCACCGCAACGACCGUUCGCCGACCAAUGGCCAUAAAUACCUUAGAGGCCCUUUCGUAAGCAAUGGCGUCAAUUGAGGACACCCUCGCUAAAGUCAUCACUCAACAGUUUGCAGAACUCCAAGCGUUGAUUGCUGAUCUCGCAAUCCGACGCUGCCAAGUAUCAAGCCCUUAAACAGCGGGUUGAAGCGCUUGAACGGCUUCCACGCCGGCUACCACGACGAUAGAUAUGUCAAUCACUCCCCCAGCCAAGCCGAUCACACCAGCACCGCCUCCGCUAGCGGACAAGGAGAUGAUGAAGGCUGUCGUCCUGGAUGGCUUUAUCAUUCCGACAGCCGCGAUUCCACAGCUUGGCAGACAACCACUCAAAGUUGGAUUUCCGUCGGUAAGUUUUUGCCGUGGAAAUAACAUCAACUCAGAUCCCGACGGGCAGCUCAACGACAACUUCGGCGAUCAACAAGGCACCGACUUCUACGCUACGCGUCAAAGGAAGUUGGAGGGCCAGGAUUUCUCGGUCGAAUGUGGCACUGGGCCGGGCUGGGUUAUGUUGUCAAAUAAAUCAAAAAGGCCAAUUGGGAGUCCAUAUGAUAUGAGCCGAUUGGUUAUGGGUCAAAUCCCUCAAUCAAAUCUGCACAACCAAGGUUGACAAGACUAGUCCAGCGAGGUGAACCAAACUCGAACCGACAAUGGUUCGAUUUGAUGGACCAAUAUGAUUUGGAUCACGAUUCAACAACGUGAACCAGGCAUGGUAAUUAUUAGGGGUGGGAAACGAUCCGGUCCGGUCAAAAUCGGACCGGAUUGACCCGGUUUUUUAAGACCGUUUUGGCAAAUACCAUAACUGGAGACAGGAUUGCACUACAACAAAAACUAGUUUUUGCAGCCAAAACCUUACAACCAAAUUAAAAUUGGUUGCGAAAAGGCAACUAUAUACCACCAAUUAUAUUUUGGUAACUAAAAUAUUAAUAAAUUAGUCUUCUAUUAAAAUCAAAGUAUUGAU
Messenger RNA from Linum trigynum, 2527 nucleotides. The record is from the annotation of a GenBank genome assembly. NCBI's taxonomy places the organism in Eukaryota, Viridiplantae, Streptophyta, Magnoliopsida, Malpighiales, Linaceae.